This is a messenger RNA of Symbiodinium pilosum, 1350 nucleotides long. NCBI's taxonomy places the organism in Eukaryota, Dinophyceae, Suessiales, Symbiodiniaceae. The record is from the annotation of a GenBank genome assembly.
AUGAAGGCCGCUAGCUCCAAAGUUGUUCGCAAGAGGAAGAAAGUAGUCGCUCCUGGAAAGCGAAGGAGGAACAAAGCUCCGCUUGCCAAGGCGACAGAGUUAGAUGAAGCUGGUAAUGCCAUCAGUCAGGUGACGGUCUCGGACCCGAAUCAGAAAUGGAAUUCCAGCUUGGCUGUGAGGCUUCCUGCGAGAAAGCGCGCCAGAAAUACCCUCCGUACUGGGUCCAAAAGUGCUGUUUGCAAGAGGAAGCAGACACUAACAGCAAGCAGUUUGAGGAAAAGCGUGCGAAAAGUCAAAGGCCGCUCGCAAGGCAAGCAAAGGGCAAAGCGAAGAGCGCAUCCUGAAAAGCCUGCAACGGUAGCUGUGUCUGUGGAUUGCCUCGAGGACUCCUCUCCUCCUCCGAGCAGAGAGGUGCAACCAAGCUUGGAUCCUGCACAGGCAACAGCUGCCACAGCCGGCGACGCCCCAAGUCAGACACAAGGUGAAGAGCCUGAUGCUCACGGUGCCUCGCAUGCCAGCGCCAACAAGCCCAAGAAGAAAAAGCAGAAGGACCUGUCUGCGAAACCUGCCUGCGAGGAUGGUGAGACCGCGAAGACCGCGAAGACAGCGGACCUGAAAACGCAAGACGCGGAGAGUCACGCAGAUGAUGCUGCGCAAUGUCUCAAAAUCUGCGCAGCCAACCUUCCAUGGUGGUUUGACAAAGCCAAAAUCGAGCGACAUUUCCGCAGGAAAGGUGGCGUGGCGCACGUUUGGUUGUUGUAUGACAAGUGGGGCGAGUCACGUGGAGUUGCCUUCAUCACAUUCUCUGACAAGAAAUCAGUUAAAGCAGCUCUGGAGUGCGAUGGGACCAAUGUAGGUGGGAAUGUCAUCAGGGUCAACUUGGCAGUGGACAAAAACAAAGAGGCCGAGGAUGGCAAGCCUAAGCCUAAGGGCCUCAGCAAAGGCUGGGCUGGCGGUGGAGCUUGGGCAGACGCGCCUGCUGCACAAGCACCGGGCCACUUGCAAGGCAAGUCUGAGAGUGUGAAGGGAAGGGGCAGGGGCAAAAGCGGCAAAGGACCUAAGCAACCUGCCAGUGUUCUUGCGCUCCCCAGCAGGCCAGAGGGAUCCCUUGGACUAGUGGCACGCGGCAUCUCUUACGAAGUCACCGAGGAGGAUUUGAAGCAACUCUUCUCUGAGUGUGGCUCAGGCCCGACGCGUGUCAGAGUGCUCACAGACAAGAGCGGAUACUCCAAGGGCAAGGCUUUCAUUGAUUUUGCUGAUGAAGCAGCAGUUGAGAAGGCGAUGAAGUUCAGCGAAACGAUGCUGAAGGGCAGAAAGCUUCGACUUGAAUAUUCCCAUGCAGCCUCUUAG